AUGUUUAAAGUAUGUGGAGAAUUUGAAUUCAGAAUUCCUUUUCUGUCUGAGAAGAAAAAUAUUUUGUUUUAUCAUGCGAAUUUUUCAGAAUAUACAAUAAGGAUAUGCUAUGGACAGUUUAAGAUAUUUCUCUAUGUUAUUGGAUGGUUCAGUAUUAUACUAUUGGGUGUAAAUAUAUUUAAUCGAAUAAACUCUAUCAAGUAUCAAUUCCAAGUAUUGUAUGAAUUACAAAGAAAUAAUACCAAACAAUAUGAUCCAAGUGAUUUACCUUUCAUAUUUAUCGGAGGACAUCAAAGUACAGGUACCGGAUUAAUGCGCAUCCUUCUGGAUAUUCAUCCAUUAGUUCGUUGUGGACCUGAACCAGUCGUGACUAGGGAGAUAUUAAAGUAUAGAAGACAUUUGGAAACAAUGAGUGAUCAAUUGUCACAGUCUGGGAUUACUGAAAAUAUGUUGGAUGAUGCCAGUGCAGCAUUUAUUGCAACAGUUAUUCAAGAAAUGGGUCCCCAAGCUCCAAGACUUUGUCACAAGGAUCCCUCAUCAUUUAUAUAUCUUGAGGAACUGGCUGAUUUAUUUCCGAAAGCAAAAUUUAUUCAUAUGAUUAGGGACGGAAGGGCUGCUAUUGCGUCUACAAUACACCGAGGUAUACAUCCAUUUUAUACAUUAGAAAAUGUCACUACAGCAAUUUUAUCAUGGGAGAGAACAACAUUACAAAUGUCAGAAGAUUGUCAAUAUAUUGGAAUUUUUCGUUGUCUAUCUGUUCGUUAUGAAUGUCUUAUAUUAAAUCCACGCGAAGAGAUUAAAAAAGUUCUUGAUUUUCUUGAAUUACCAUGGGAUGAUAAGUUAUUGGAACAUGAAAAAUUUGUUUAUAAUACGUCUAAAUUAAACAAAUAUGAAGCAAGUUCAAUUCAAAUAAUCAAAUCAAUUCAUAAUAAUUCAUUAGAUGCAUGGUCACGAAAUCAUUCACCAAUAUUGACAGAAUUAUUCAAAUCCAUGACUACAAAUAGUUCAGUUUUAAAAUUAUUAAAUUAUGUAAGUGAUGAUAUCCCACCAAAUUAUAAUAAUCUAUGCAAUCAUUAAGGGAUUGAUAAAAAUAUCAUAGUAGAUAGAGUGAUAUGGAUUACAGAAAUGCUGUUUGUUUGUUUUUGUACAAACUUGGAUUCAUUAUUUUUUUUAUUUGGCUUUCUCUUCUAAUCUAUUUUUACAUUUACACAUUGUAAUGACGUAAAUUUUCAAC
Schistosoma rodhaini is the source of this 1234-nucleotide messenger RNA. Lineage: Eukaryota; Metazoa; Platyhelminthes; Trematoda; Strigeidida; Schistosomatidae. The record is from the annotation of a GenBank genome assembly.